Molecule: messenger RNA, 1044 nt
Organism: Cucumis melo (muskmelon)
Lineage: Eukaryota; Viridiplantae; Streptophyta; Magnoliopsida; Cucurbitales; Cucurbitaceae
Exons: 7
Coding region: 198-815 (205 amino acids)
Source: RefSeq, a predicted model, not a curated record
UAUAUAUGACCCCUCCCUUGCCCUAUUUUUCUACCCAAGUCUUCCCUUCCUUCGGCGGCAAGGAAUUUGGCUCUCCCGCGCGGCUCAUAGAACUUCUAAUCUUUUUCGUUUAGGAUCUCCCUAAUUUCUUUGCCCUAAUUCUUCCCGUUGUUUCUUCGAUCAGUUUUCCAGCCGGCGAAUUAUCUCCUCUUCAAGAGAUGGCCGCUAAACCACUUACAACUGAGGCAAUUGCCAUAACUGAGAAGAAGAUGGACAUGGCUUUAGACGACAUCAUUAAAAUGUCAAAAAAUACGGGAAAUAAAGGCAGGAAACAGAGAAGGUUACCGAACAAAAUGCAGAAGUUUCCAAAUAAUGCUACUCAAGAUAGACCUAGGAAGUUGCAGCGAUUCAUGGACUCUAGAUCUUCUCUGAGACAGGGGGCUUUGGCCAACAGAAGGUCAAACUUUCAAGGGAAUCAGUUUGCUUUGGCAACUGAGGUUGCAAGAAAGGCUGCAGUUGCUCCUAUUCGUCCUAGAGCUUUUACUCGUAGGGCACCCAAUUGGAAUAAAACAAGGGUUGAUGCUCCUCCACCGGUUCCGAAGAAGUCUUUCACCAAUGGAAAUUUUGUUCCCAAGGUAUCCGCACCGGCCCAGCAGCAAACAAAUGCCACGCCAAGACAGAGGCCACAGACUCUAGACUCACUGUUUGCCAACAUGAAGGAACAGAGGCUGAGAGUGUUAUCACAGAGACAAAAUGGGGGCGGCGGCGGCGCACAACAACAACGGAAUGGUGGUCGACAGCAAAGACCUCCUUGGGGGAAGAGGCCGUUUUGGUAACUGAAGAAUACACAACUCAAAACUGGUGCUAUGAAUAGCAUAUUUGUCCAUGGCACCCGAUAGCUGCUGAUAGGGAUCAAGAGGAAUGUGAUUGUUUCUUGUCUUUUUUUUUUUAAAAAAUUCAAACUCGCUGGCUUGCUACUUUUAGCUUUUUCUAGCUUCGCUUUGAACCGAAUACUAUAGGAAUUUGAUGCAAUUUAUGUAAAGUGUUCUCUCUUUUCCUUUUUAA